AUGAUGAUCCAACUGACUUUUCCCGACAAUUCCGUGCGCGAGUAUGAGGCAGGUACCACCGGUCUUGCCAUUGCCGAAGGCAUUUCCAAGUCGCUUGCCAAAAAGGCGGUCGCAGUGGCGCUGGAUGGCGAACUGAAAGACCUCUCCGACGCCAUCUCGGCUGACCACAGCAUCGAGAUAGUGACACGUGACGACCCGCGCGCGCUGGAACUGAUCCGGCACGAUGCCGCACACGUCAUGGCCGAAGCGGUACAGGAAUUGUGGCCGGGAACCCAGGUCACGAUCGGUCCGGUCAUUGAAAACGGCUUUUACUAUGAUUUCAAAAGGGUGCAUCCGGAUUCCGGAGAGGACUGGCCUUUCCACCCCGAUGACCUUGCCGUUAUCGAGAAGAAGAUGCGCGAGAUCAUCGCCCGUGGCGCGCAAUUCACCAAGGAAAUCUGGAGCCGCGAGGAAGCCAAAACCUAUUUCGCCGCCAAGGGCGAGCAUUACAAGGUUGAGCUGGUCGAUGCGAUUCCCGAAGAUCAGGAACUCAAGAUAUACAAACAAGGUCAAUGGCUUGACCUUUGCCGUGGACCGCACAUGGUCUCGACCCGUCAGAUUGGCGAUGCCUUCAAGCUGAUGAAAGUGGCCGGCGCCUACUGGCGCGGAGACUCGAACAACGAAAUGCUGAGCCGCAUCUACGCAACUGCCUGGCACAAUGAGAAGGAGCUGAAAGGUUACCUUCACAUGCUGGAAGAGGCCGAGAAGCGUGAUCACCGCAAGCUUGGGCGCGAGAUGGAUCUCUUCCAUUUCCAGGAGGAAGGGCCCGGCGUUGUCUUCUGGCAUCCGAAGGGCUGGGACAUGUUCCAGAACCUUAUCGCCUACAAGCGUCGCAUCUUGAAGGAAGACUACAAGGAAGUGAAUGCGCCGCAGGUGUUGCAUACCUCGCUCUGGGAAACUUCCGGUCACUGGACCUGGUACAAGGAGAACAUGUUCUCCGUGCAAUGCGCCGAUCCGGAUUCCGAGGACGACCGCGUCUAUGCCCUGAAGCCGAUGAAUUGCCCCGGACAUGUGCAAAUCUUCAAGCAUGGCCUGAAGAGCUAUCGUGACCUGCCGAUGCGUCUGGCCGAAUUCGGCGUGGUUCACCGGUAUGAGCCGUCGGGUGCUCUUCAUGGCCUGAUGCGUGUGCGCGGCUUUACCCAGGACGAUGCACAUGUCUUUUGUACCGAAGAGCAGUUGGCGGACGAGUGCCUGAAGAUCAACGACCUGAUCCUGUCGGUAUACAAGGAUUUCGGUUUCGACGAAAUCGUGGUCAAACUCUCGACCAGGCCAGAGAAACGCGUCGGCACCGACGAAAUGUGGGAUCACGCCGAAGCCGUCAUGGCUGACGUUCUGGAACAGAUCGAGGCUCAGUCCGAAGGUCGGGUGAAAACCGACGUCCUGCCGGGCGAGGGGGCGUUUUACGGUCCCAAGUUCGAGUACACGCUGCGCGAUGCCAUCGGUCGAGAAUGGCAAUGCGGAACGACGCAGGUCGACUUUGCGUUGCCGGAGCGUUUCGGUGCGUUUUACGUCGACAAUAACGGCGAGAAAAAAACGCCUGUGAUGGUCCACCGCGCAAUCUGCGGGUCAAUGGAACGGUUCCUCGGCAUUCUGAUCGAGAACUAUGCAGGACAUUUCCCGCUCUGGUUCGCUCCGUUGCAGAUUGUUGUUGCCACCAUUACUUCGGAAGCUGACACCUACGGUCAGGAAGUCGCAGAUCUUCUGAAAGCCAGCGGAUUGAAGGUGGAGACCGACUUCCGCAACGAGAAGAUCAACUACAAGGUUCGCGAACACUCGCUUGCCAAGGUUCCCGUGAUUAUCGUGUGUGGUAUGCGGGAAGCGGAAGAACGAACCGUCAAUGUCCGCCGCCUCGGGUCGAAAGACCAGAGGUCCAUGGGUCUGGAUGAGGCUGUUGCAGCAUUUGUCGAGGAAGCGACACCGCCGGACUUGAAAUAA
Messenger RNA from Effrenium voratum, 1974 nucleotides. Lineage: Eukaryota; Dinophyceae; Suessiales; Symbiodiniaceae. The record is from the annotation of a GenBank genome assembly.